AUGUUUCGUUUGGCAUUGGCUGUUGGAUUAACAUUGGUCGGAAUUUGUUUCGCGGGAAUUGUUCCGGAACAAUAUUCGGAAAAGGCUGGUCGAGUCGUCGGAGGUUCCAAUGCCGUUUUAGGACAAUUUCCGUACCAAGCUUCGAUCCUGGGAGUAUUGGGUAGAACUGAUGGUGCUAAUCACGAAGUGAUUGAAAUACUCAAUCAUCCUGAGUACAAUCCACUGUUUCUGGAUAAUGAUAUCUCUCUGAUUCUUUUGACUACACCACUGACAUUCGGCCCCAAUGUUGCCGCCGUCCAGCUGUCGAAUCAGCAUAUCACUCAAGGAACUGCCAUUAUUUCCGGCUGGGGCCAAACAUCGCAUCCUGGUUUUCCGGCUGAUGAAUUACAGUUUGUCAGCAAACCAAUAGUGGAUAACGACGAGUGCCGAGCCAGACACUUGAACAUCAACGCUGCGAUGAUCCGGGACAACAACCUUUGUGCCGGAGGGAUAGACGCCCAACUAAAUGGAUCAAUUGCUGGACCGGAUAAAGAAAGUCCUAACCGAUCUUCCAAAAGUAAUAGCGAGGCUCCAAUGUGA
Messenger RNA from Uranotaenia lowii, 579 nucleotides. Its product is annotated as chymotrypsin-like protease CTRL-1. Bases 1 to 579 code for a protein of 192 amino acids. The record is from RefSeq and is a predicted model, not a curated record. Gene Ontology annotation, molecular function: serine-type endopeptidase activity. The transcript has 4 exons. Gene Ontology annotation, biological process: proteolysis. Lineage: Eukaryota; Metazoa; Arthropoda; Insecta; Diptera; Culicidae.